AUUAUUUUUUCUAAAUUUGAAAAUAAAUGAAAGCACCACUUUCUCUGCUUAUACUCCAAAGCAGGUCCGGGUAUUGGUCCUGGUCCUGGUCCGCGUUUUCUCUCUAUCUCGUUUCCUGUCCUGUUUCCUGCUCCUCUUCUAUAUAACAAAAGCAAGCUACAUCUGAAACCUUUUAUGUUUCUUUUGUUUCUAAAUUUAUUUUUCAACUAGUGAAAGGAAAAUGAAAAGAGAAGAGAUUGUGAAGAAUCGGAAUUUCCUCGCCGAUAAGAGAUGGUUUCUCCCUAUCGCUGUCGCUGGCUUUAUCGCUGGAGCGAUACUAAUCUCGAGCUUCAUAAAAACUACCGAUUAUUCCCUCCUAUGCUCUCUCGCCAACUACAGAUCCCAAGCCGUGGCUGAUUACUCCGCUACGCCGAUCCAACUCCAAGCCAUCAUCCACUACGCUACGUCACGAAUAAUCCCGCAGCAAAACUUCGCCGAGAUCUCCGUAACCUUUGACGUCCUCAAAAAAGUCUCUCCUUGCAACUUCCUGGUCUUCGGGCUCGGCUACGACUCCCUAAUGUGGACUUCCCUUAAUCCACGCGGCACCACCAUAUUCCUCGAGGAGGAUCCCAAAUGGGUGCAGACCGUGCUCAAAGACGCACCAAACCUCCACGCGCACGCCGUAAAGUACCGUACGCAGCUCCAGCAAGCAGACGAUCUGCUCUCCCAUUACCAGUCGGAACCGAGCUGUUCUCCAUCGAAAGCUUACCUACGUGGCAACGAGAAGUGCAAGCUAGCCUUAACGGGGUUUCCGGAUGAGUUUUACGAGACGCAGUGGGAUCUGAUAAUGAUCGAUGCACCGCGGGGAUAUUUCGCGGAGGCACCAGGCAGGAUGGCGGCGAUUUUCUCGGCAGCCGUUAUGGCGAGGAACAGGAAAGGAUCCGGUGUGACGCACGUGUUCUUGCACGAUGUUGAUCGGAGAGUGGAGAAGGUUUUCGCCGAGGAGUUUCUGUGUAGAAAAUACUUGGUGAAAAGUGUCGGUAGGCUUUGGCAUUUCGUGAUUCCAUCCGCUGCUAACAUGAGCAGCUAUGACGUUGCACGAUUUUGCUAAAAUGCGCCGCUCCAGUUCAUUGCUUUUGUUUUGGUUUUUUUUUUUAAUUAUUAAUUUUAGAAAAUUUAUUUUCUGUUUACCUUCUAUUUUAAAAGAAUGAGCGUAUGAGGGUGUAUCGACCCAAUGAAAAUGAUAUAAUAUACCUUGAAAUAAUAUUUUACUGCGGUAGGAUUUUUUUUUCAUUUUAAUUCUACGGGGUAUUUUGAAAAUAAAAUGGUGUGCUCUUUUUACUGAGAUAGGUGGUGGAGGCUGAUUGAUGGCUUCUGUUACUGAAAUAAUAUUGUAAUGUUUGAUACCCUAGUAUUUCGCGCGAUGAAGUGUUGUUGUCUUGUCUGUGCCCACUUUAUUAUUGCAGGCAAUAAAUGUCUCCCAUAUGUUAGUUUGAAUUUUGAAUUUUUAAAAUCUUUUCUUCA
Molecule: messenger RNA, 1503 nt
Organism: Theobroma umbraticum
Lineage: Eukaryota; Viridiplantae; Streptophyta; Magnoliopsida; Malvales; Malvaceae
Product: arabinogalactan O-methyltransferase 1-like
Biological process (GO): xylan biosynthetic process
Source: RefSeq, a predicted model, not a curated record